Molecule: messenger RNA, 8190 nt
Organism: Myxocyprinus asiaticus (Chinese sucker)
Lineage: Eukaryota; Metazoa; Chordata; Actinopteri; Cypriniformes; Catostomidae
Product: diacylglycerol kinase delta-like
Exons: 31
Coding region: 194-3862 (1222 amino acids)
Biological process (GO): intracellular signal transduction; lipid phosphorylation; diacylglycerol metabolic process
Molecular function (GO): protein homodimerization activity; protein heterodimerization activity; ATP-dependent diacylglycerol kinase activity
Source: RefSeq, a predicted model, not a curated record
UGUGUGUUUAACGUUGGCAUCUGCUAGCCCGUUGUGAUAGCUCCUCUUACCGGUGGGUGGCGCUCUUAGUCUCUCUUCUUUCUCCCGGUUGUUUUGUUCAGUCCUAUCCGCGUGGCGGCGCUGUGAGACCCCCGGUGCCCGCUGCAACACGUCUCUGUGUGUAUGAAUCCCGGGGGCUGCAGCGGAGCGCAGGAUGGCGGCUGCAGUCGGUGCGGCUGCUGCGGAGGCCGAAUCGUCGGACAGUGAGCCGGAGCAGGAGCACGGAUCCCCGCAGAAACUCAUCCGGAAGGUCUCCACAUCCGGUCAGAUCAGGAGCAAGUUGUGCAUGUUCAGCUGGAGUUGCGCUAACUGCCCCGUGCUGACUGAGACUCAUAUAAGCAUGAAGACGAUUUUAAAAGAGGGAAAGUUGAUGAAACAGACAAAUUUUCAGCGCUGGAGGAGACGUUACUUUAAACUACGGGGAAGAACGCUGUACUACGCUCAGACGUCCAAGUCAAUCAUUUUUGAUGAAGUAGAUCUGACGGACGCCAGCGUAGCAGAAUCCAGCACCAAGAACGUCAACAACAGCUUCACUGUAAUCACUCCGUGUCGUCGGUUGAUUUUGUGCGCAGAGAAUAGGAAAGAGAUGGAGGAAUGGAUCGCAGCACUGAAGAGUGUUCAGAACAGAGAACACUUUGAGUCCACUCAGUUCAGUAUGGAUCACUUUUCGGGGAUGCAUAACUGGUACGCCUGCUCACACGCUCGCCCCACGUACUGUAACGUCUGCCGGGAGGCACUGUCAGGGGUCACCUCUCACGGACUGUCCUGUGAAGUGUGUAAAUUUAAGGCUCACAAGCGCUGUGCGGUCAGAGCCACGAAUAACUGCAAGUGGACGACACUGGCCUCAAUCGGCAAAGACAUACUGGAGGAUGAAGAUGGGAUCUCGAUGCCUCAUCAGUGGUUGGAGGGAAAUCUGCCCGUCAGUGCAAAGUGUACGGUGUGCGAUAAAACCUGUGGCAGUGUACUGAGACUCCACGACUGGCGAUGUUUAUGGUGCAAAGCCAUGGUGCAUGCUGGGUGUAAAGAUCAGCUCUCUCUGAAGUGUCCAUUGGGUCAGUGUAAAGUGUCUGUGAUUCCACCCACCGCUCUCAACAGCAUUGACUCCGACGGGUUCUGGAAGGCGACAUGUCCCCCAACCUGCACGAGCCCGUUGUUGGUGUUUGUCAACAGUAAAAGCGGAGAUAAUCAGGGCGUGAAGUUUUUACGACGAUUUAAACAGCUGUUGAACCCUGCACAAGUGUUUGACUUAAUGAACGGAGGACCUCACCUGGGUUUACGUCUGUUUCAGAAGUUUGAUACGUUUCGUAUUCUGGUGUGUGGAGGUGACGGCAGUGUUGGUUGGGUUUUAUCAGAGAUCGACACUCUGACGCUACACAAACAGUGCCAGUUGGGCGUAUUGCCACUGGGAACUGGGAAUGACCUGGCGAGAGUUUUGGGGUGGGGUUCGGCGUGUGACGACGACACCCAGUUACCCCAGAUACUGGAGAAACUUGAGAGAGCCAGUACAAAGAUGCUGGACAGAUGGAGUAUUAUGGUAUACGAGACCAAGUUUCCACGGCAACACUCCAGCUCCACGGUAACAGAAGACUGUAGUGAGGACUCUGAGGUGCAGCACAUUCUGACCUAUGAGGACUCUGUUGCAGCUCAUCUCUCCAAAAUACUGACAUCCGAUCAGCACUCUGUGGUCAUUUCCUCUGCAAAAGUCCUGUGUGAGACGGUAAAGGAUUUCGUUGCGAGAGUCGGCCGUGCGUAUGAAAAGAACACAGAAAGCUCAGAGGAAUCAGAUGCCAUGGCUAAAAAGUGUGGUGUAUUAAAAGAGAAGUUGGACUCGUUACUGAAAACGUUAAACGAGGAAGCCCAGGCCACCAGUGUGAUGCCCGCGCCUCCUCCCACCAUCGCUGAGGAGCAGGACGAAGGGGAGGGAGAGGUGCUGGCUCCGCCCACAGCCCCACCCACAGUAAUUCCCUGCUCACCCCGCCCAACCGCUGCCAUCUUCAAACCGCGAGAACAGCUGAUGCUCCGCGCGAACAGCCUGAAGAAAGCCAUCAGACAAAUUAUAGAGCACACGGAGAAAGCGGUGGACGAACAGAACGCUCAAACGGAGGAGGUUUUUGCUUCUCUGCCAGCUGAGGAGGAAGACGAGGACGAUGAAGCUGAUAAAUUAUCUCUACAAUCUUCAUACAGCAACAGAGCACGACCAAGUAGAAGAGCCUCCAAGACUCCGUGUGAGAAGCUCAUCUGUAAAGGGAGUCUGUCGAUAGGCAGCUCCGCCUCACUUCCUGCCCAGACGGGAAGUAGGGAGAAUAUGCCCAUGCUGAACACCAAGAUCCUCUACCCAAGUCUCAGGGCAGGUGUGUCGGGCUCUUUCAGUGGUUCAGUCAUCAGCAGGCUGUUGGUCAACGCGGACCCGUUCAACUAUGACCCAGAGAACCUGGAUCUGUACACAGAGAAAUGUGUCAUGAAUAAUUAUUUUGGAAUCGGUCUGGAUGCCAAAAUCUCUCUGGACUUCAACAACAAACGUGACGAGCAUCCAGAGAAGUGCAGGAGUCGCACUAAAAACAUGAUGUGGUAUGGAGUUCUGGGUACCAAAGAACUUCUUCACAGAACAUACAAGAACCUUGAACAAAGAGUUCUACUGGAGUGUGACGGGAGGCCCAUCCCUCUUCCGAGUCUCCAAGGUAUCGCCGUGUUGAAUAUUCCCAGUUACGCAGGAGGAACUAACUUCUGGGGCGGAACUAAAGAGGAUGAUACGUUUACGGCGCCGUCGUUUGAUGAUAAGAUUCUAGAGGUGGUGGCUGUAUUCGGCAGCAUGCAGAUGGCCGUUUCUAGAGUUAUUAAUCUUCAACAUCAUCGUAUCGCACAGUGUCGAAUGGUGAAGAUCACUAUUCUAGGUGAUGAAGGUGUACCUGUACAGGUGGAUGGAGAGGCCUGGAUUCAGCCGCCAGGAUACAUCCGAAUAAUCCACAAGAACCGCACACAAACCCUCACCAGAGACAGGGCGUUCGAGAACACACUGAAGUCGUGGGAGGACAAACAGAGAGGAGAGAUUCCACGGCUCGUAUCUCAGCAUGCUUCACAGCCGGAGGUCGUUUCUGAAGAGGAAACGGCUCAGAUCAGUCUGUUUGGACAGGCGGCUGGUGCUCUGAUACACAGUAUCAGGGAAGUGGCACAGUCUCAUCCCACUAUCGAGCAGGAAUUAGCUCACGCGGUAAACGCCAGUUCUAAAGCCAUGGACCUGGUGUACGCAAACUCUAAAAGCAGCGGGGGUUUGACAUGUAAUGUGGUGAUGGACAUGGUCAGUAAUGUAACAGCUCUUCACAGUGAAACUGAACUGUUGCUCUCUGGAAAGAUGUGUCUGCAGUUGGAUCCUCCUCAGCGGGAUCAGCUGAUUGGUGCGUUGGGAUCUGUCACUCAACAGUUAUGUACGCUGACAGAUAUCAGCUGGCUCAGUCAACUCAUUGACCCGGCUGACGAGGAGGAGGAGGGUCAGAUGUCUGAUUUCUCCAAGAGGAGUCGCAGUGCUAAAUUCCGUCUCGUACCCAAAUUCAAAAAAGAUAAAAACAACAAAAAUAAGGAGACGUGUGCCGCCCUCAACAUGCCUGUGUAUACGUGGGGGGUUGAUAAGGUGGCCGUGUGGUUGGAGAUGCUGUGUCUCUCAGAGUACAAAGAGAUCUUCAUCAGACACGAUGUCAGAGGACCAGAGCUGCUUCAGCUGGAGAGGAGAGACCUGAAGGACUUGGGCGUGACUAAAGUCGGCCACAUGAAGCGGAUUCUGCAGGGAAUCAGAGAUUUGAGUCGAAACAGCACAGUCAGCGAAGCCUAGAUGCUCCGCAGCCAAUCAGAUGCCUCAUUCAGAAGUGAUGCAGCUUCAUCUGGCCAAUCAAACGCUCAGUCAUGACUGGAACCAGCCAUACACAGCCCACCACCUCAUAGGGACCAACGCCAACUCAACUCAGAGCUCAGCCAAUCACAGUGCCUUCUGUUCUCCACCUUUGUGACAUCAUCAUUUUAGGGAAAACUAUUUUACUACAUGGGUGGGUGGAGAUGUAUCGAGAGCCUUCAGCACACAAAGGGUCAUACCAAUAUCGGGGAGGGGGUGGAUGUAAACAUCUGAGAAGAGAGAAAAUACCAUGGCAGUGGUGUACAGUGAACUUUAAAGUCAACAUAAAAUCAAAAUGUGAAAUCAAAAUGAUUCCUCAGUGCACAAUAUUUGAAAGAAAUUUUUUUUGUUUUCAUAAACGUUCAUCAAAAUGUUACAACUUUGAAACAACUUUUCUUUUCUGCUGAUGUCAUCAAGGCCAUGUGGUCAGGGAUAAAUUCUAGCUGCGUCCCAAAUCGCAUACUUCUGCACUAUUCUACUCCUUUUUGUUGAUUGAGCCUGUUCACACAGAAAAUGCAUUGAAAAGAACAGCACAAUGAGUACUCGAAAGAUGUACUUCUUCAACAGAAUAAGCGGUCGCGGCUCGCCCUACGUAGCGGAAAGGGCUGGGGUUAGCUGGCCACGAUGCAAGCCUGACAAAAAAUUUUAAUUAAUGUUGAAUGUGGCAACUAGCAAGACUUCUGUGAAGACAGCACCUUAAAAAUGUGAGUUGAAUGCUUUACCAUCAUGUGUAGUACUGAGCUUGGCUAACGUGCUAAAGCUAGCAUCAACAUACCAAGUGAGUUUGAAACGUCACUUCAUUCAGCUGAAAAACCAUGAAUGUUCCCGUGUAGUAAAAACUGAUCCAUUUGAGAUGAUGAACUCUGAAACUUCAUACACUAGAUGGCUACUGUAGUGCACAGUGCAUAGUGCAUCAUUUGGGACACAGCUAAUAUUUACUGAUAAUAUCAUAGCCCAUGUUUCAAGACCCAGGGUCCUAUUUUAAGAGCGCUAGCACAAAGUUGUAAGCACAGAGUCAGUGGGCAUGGCCAUGAAGUUUUGUUUGUUUUGUGCAAGCAUGCGCUAAAUCUAGGCGCAAGUGGGUUUGGCGAAAUAGCAUGUGCAAGGCGCUAAUGGCCUGGGUCAAGUGCAAUUUAAUUUGGAGGUUCUUCUCCGAUUAUUGCACCGUCUGCAUACUAUUAUAUAGUCCAUUCCCUCAAGCACCAGCAAUAUAAACAAAGACAGCACAUUCAUAAGAAGUUGGUAGUGUAAAUGGACUGUAUACAAUGAAUUAGAAGAAUGGAAAUAUGGACUUACUUUCUUUUGUGCAUUAACUGCGUCCUUGUUGAAUGUGACACACUCUUUUUAUACACAUGAAAAAUGUGGUUCAGGAUUUGGUUGUAGGCUCCGUUAAAUUAUAGACAAUGUAAGAAUUAUUAAUCAUUUACAGCUACUGACACACAAAUCAGGGCUAGUUUGAACAGUGAUUGUACCGGCACGACUUCACUUCUACCGGUCAACAAUGAUUGUAUUUAUUGAAACAUGAAAUAAUUCAACCAAAGAUAUUUCUAAAUUCAAAUUACACUUAAAACAAAAUUAAAAUGUAAUCAAAAUAGCAAAGUGGUAAAAAAAAAAAAAAUCGUACCAAAUCCAAACAUUUUACUCUGUCCAACUUCUUCCACCGGCCCCUUUUGUAGUGACUUAAAAAUCACUCUAAGACAACAGGUGGAAAAACACCAAUACAAAUUAGAUCAUAAAUACAACUGUAAAUAUAAACAUAAUAAUAAUUGAAAAAUAAUCCAUGACCUAUAGAUAGAUAGUAGAUAGUUUUUUUUUUUUUUGCUUUUUGUGUUUCAUAAAACAGCUACAACAGUGAUCAUCUUAGACAUUAUUUGAUGUUACACUAUAUUUUCAGAGUUUGGACAUUAACUUUAAUAACACCUGCUGGUGAAAUCUCCAAACCUCAAAUUCAGGAACUGAUUUUAGACUUUGCGCUGAGGGCGGGGCCGGGCCGUGAUGCUGCACACCCAGCCCCUAAUCAGGCUGAUCAAGCCUGAGAGGAAUAAAGGCGACCGGAGGCGGCAGUUCGAGAGAGAGAGAACUACAGGCAGCUGCCCUGCAUGUUUUUAUGUCUUUUUGGUUUAUUAAAAGAUUAUUUAUAUUGUCAAGCUGGUUCUUGCCUCCUCCUUUCCAUUGAACUUUGUUACACUGGUGCUGAAACCUGGCAGGGAUGAGGGAUGCGCCGUAGUAGAGUCCUUGCCACUACUGUCCACCGAAAUCGGAGCAGCCACGGCCAUCCGCCGGGGGACAGAGGAGCCCGGCCGCCUGAAAGCAGAGGAACGUCCGCCGACCGCGAGGGGAGGAGGGGCUCCUAGCCGACCGCCUGGAGCAGUCAGGGCCACUGCCAGAGGCGGAGGAGACCCCUACCGGCCGCUAAAACGCGGCGGGGUUAAGAGAGGACCGCCAAUCGCGAGCGGGGAGGGGCUCCUGGCCGAGCGCCUGGAGCGGGAGAACCGCUGCCAGGGGCGGGGGAGACCCCUACCGUCCACCCUCUCGGGCUUGAUCAGCCUGAUUAGGGGCCGGGUGUGCAGCAUCAUGGCCCAGCCCCGCCCUCUGCCCCGCCACAACAUUUUAUAGACGUGAUAUUGAAACGUAUUAGCGCAUUACCUAUUUCUCAGGAAAACAGCAAAUUGCGCUUUGUGCCACUUUAACAUACAAUACACCCAUAGCGUGCACGUAUACACCCACAGAUAGCGCAACCACUCCCACUUGCGCUUUGCGCUGGCAUGAAAAUUGAGCUUCGAAUUAGCGCACUCACGAAAAUUGGAUAAGAUGUAGCGCUCAGUCUUUGUUUGCAGCGCUUACGAAAAUAGAGCUCCCAGUCUCAUUUCUAGCCUUAGAAAUACAUUGUGUCACGGAAGUUAAAUUCGUUGUGAAUGCCGUUUUAUAUCGUCUUUAAUCUUCUGCUCUGUUCCAAAUUCUAUUGAGCUGCCUUGCUGUCUACUGCCUACAUAGGUAGCUGCCUUGUUAGGCAGCAUCCUAACUAAAAUGGAAUCUCAUAAGUCAACAGUUAAAAUGCCUUCUAUAUGGGCAGCUCACUCGCACAAUUGCAUUGCCUGGUCCGUGACUUUUAACAUGUUGAUAUGACAAUCAAUCCAAUCGACCUAUCAGACUUCAGUCGGACUGUAAGCAUUGCCCUCUUUCUCCUCCUGUGUGUUAUUUAAGAGAUUUAGGAUGCCUUAAUGUUCCACCAGCAUUCUGAUGAAUUGCGUAACAGCCUGAACGACAGUGUUUAACUCUUAAAGGACUAAAUCACUUUUUCCAUUCCUGUAUUAUUUGACAUAACUGGCAUAUAAAAUCGGUUGCAGAUGUAUUGUGUGGUUUGGAAAGGAAACUGUUGAUGCAAACGCUUAAUGGAAUGUCCAGUGUUAAAUGUAUAACACGUGCCCCAUUGACUUGCAUUGUAAGCGCACUUGUGUCAAUGAAGCUUAACUUGUUUUUAACGUGGAGCAUUUCUAAAGUACAAAAGAGGCGAUAAAAGCAGUCGCUUCCAUGUAGGAGUUUUUGUCCUAACCAGGCGCGACCAUGACGAGCGACGGGAGAUUUUGUUAGUCGAUUGGCUUCCGUUUCUUUUGCGUUGUGCUGGGAAGCCCCGCCUACAUUAAAACCUCAUUGGUCCAAAAUUCCUCUCCUCAUAAUGUUCUGAUUAGCUGCUAUAGUGUUGUGUGGCACAGCACUUUCAAUGUGGACAGACAAAUUUCUUGUCGCUGAAACCUUGUCGUGCCUGGUUAAGACAGUCUGAAAUACUUUUUCGAAUGCCGUACAAACCCUACAAUGUCACAGCCGCCUUGACAACAGAAGACAUUAUGUAGAGAUGUUUUCUAUUAUUUUUAUAAAUGCUUUUAACAAACUAACACUGACUAUGACAAACACUGUCUUUACCCUUUAAAACGUCUUACUCCACCUUUGUAUGUGAGAAAGCUACAGUGAGUGCCGUCUACAUAUUGUCAUGUUACAUGCAGAGAUGAGAUGCGUGUUUGAAUAUUUUCUCUACUUCAGAUAAAAGAAUCUUACAUCGCAUAUCAUGUUGUCGUUUUGGACUCCAGGGGUGUCUGAUCUCUCUGACUGUUAAGUAUUUAUUUUAUUAAGUUAUACCAGAAUACAUUCAUGCGAUGCUGUUUGUCCAUCUCUGUUGUCAGUUGAUUUUUUUUGUACAUAUACCAUCUUUAAGAAUGUAAAUACCUUCUUACUGUACAGUGAAACUAUUAAAAUCAGGUCUGUGAUACGCUAAA